AUGAAGCACAUUGAGACAAACUCCAUAAUUGCCGAUCCGCUUACUAAGGAAUUGAUACCCAAGUCUGUUCUUGUUGGAUCACAUAUUCUCACUUCAUCUUCGAUUCUCUUUUUUUUCUUGGCUUUUAAGCUUGCUAAUAGACGAGCUUGUGAAAGAAAGAGAAAGCACACGUGCAUUGAGAAUCCUCAACUCAAAAAUCUGAUGCAUGAAGUGCAACCUUCUUCUUUUAUUUAUAUGGAAUGCGUUUUUCCUUACAAUUUCCUUUUUGUUUCGAAUUUCUUCUUAAAAAUUUGUGAAGGAAGUAUUCCUAAUGAACCUUAUGUUUUGCCAUCUUCUAAAAUUUGUGGUUAUUGUGGUGCUACAAAAUUCUAUAGAGAAAGCAAAGGCUUUUGUUGCUGUGAUGGAAAUGUCAAAUUACAGUUACAUGAUAUACCUCCUGAAAUGUAUGAUUUAUUUAAUUCCACAUCUGAAGAGACUGUAGCUUUUAGAAAGGUUAUUUGUAGUUAUAACAAUCAUUUUGCAUUUACUUCAUUUGGUGUUAAGUAUGACAAAGAAUUGUGUAAGAAUAAUAAAGGUAUAUAUACUUUUAAAGUUCAAAGACAAGAAUACCAUUUCAUAAACUCGCUUGUGCCAAAGAAUGAGAAUCCAACUUAUUUACAGUUAUACUUCUAUGAUACUGAAAAUAAAAUUUGUAAUAGACUGAAUACUUCUGAUAAGUUUUGUGAGUUUACUUUAAGAAAGUUGAUAGAUGUUCUAAACAAAUAUCCCUAUUCAAAGUUUUUUCGAUCAUUAAGUGAAGUUAGUGAUUUAGAAUCAUGUUGUCUUUUACUAAAGUCUAAUCCUGCUGUUGAUCAAAGAGUAUAUAACUUGCCAAUAUCAGAACAAGUGGCUGUAGUUUGGGUUAACGAUGACCGAUCAUCUACAAAUACUAGAGGUCAGGAUUUAUUAAUUUAUGAGCAUUCAGGUAAUGCAUAUAAAGUUCAAUACUAUUAUGGUUGUUAUGAUCCUCUCCAAUAUCCACUACUUUUUCCGUAUGGAGAACCUGGAUGGCAUGAAGUUUUGAAGGCAAAGAAAAAUCGAAUAACUGUAUCAUGUCGAGAAUAUUAUUGUUACAAACUUCAAAUCAGGUGUGUAAAUAAUUGUAUUCUUUUACAUGCUGGCAGACUUUUACAGCAAUAUGUUGUAGAUAUAUACGUGAAAAUUGAAACAGUAAGAUUAGACUACUUUCGUAAUAACCAAAAAGUUAUAAGAGCUGAACUAUAUCGGGGAAUUGUGGAUAGUGUACAAAAUGGUGAAAAUAAAGAUUAUAAAAUUGGUAAAUCAUUAGUGUUGCCUUCUUGUUUUAUUGGAGGUCCUAGGAACAUGACUAAAAGAUAUAUGGAUGCAAUGUCUUUAGUUCAGAGAUAUGUCAAACCAGAUGUGUUUUUGACAAUGACAUGUAAUCCAAAUUGGCGUGAAAUAAAAUGUGAAUUGAAACACAGUGAUGAAAUACAGAAUAUACCAGAUUUAUUAGUACAAAUAUUUCGUGCGAAGUUUGAGGAAUUGAAGACAGAUUUGGUAAAGAGAAAGUUGUUGGGUCCUAUUUCUGCAUAUGUUUAUAAAUACCAGACAAAAAAAUACCCUUACCUACAUGCUACUGUUGUAAAACAUAUGAUGCAUGAUCCCUGUGGGAAUUUCAAUCAUAAGAAUGUUUGUGUGGAAAAGAAUUUUGUGUGUAAAAAUAAAUAUCCGAGAGAUUACAUUGAAAAUACUUCUUUGGAUAAUGAUUCCUACCCACUUUACAAUCGUCGCAAUGAUGGUGUAAAAGUUAAAUUACAUACUAAAGAUGCUCAAAUGGUUACAUACAAGGAGACUGAUGAUUUAUCAAAGGUUAUGAUUUUGUUCACCGAAUAA
Molecule: messenger RNA, 1893 nt
Organism: Olea europaea var. sylvestris
Lineage: Eukaryota; Viridiplantae; Streptophyta; Magnoliopsida; Lamiales; Oleaceae
Exons: 8
Coding region: 1-1893 (630 amino acids)
Source: RefSeq, a predicted model, not a curated record